AUGCCACCAAAGAAAAAAAACAAGGGGUCAAAACUGGCAAAAAUGAGCGAAGAGGAACGACUCCGAUACCUGCAGCAUCGCGCGGAAAUUGAAUUGGAAGCCAAGCGACGUAAGCAGCAACUUAUCGCGGGUUUUACGAAGAACAAAUUGAAGCGUGAAGAAGCAUUCUCUCGUUUGAACACUGCAAAGAUAAACGAGCAAUGGAGAUUCAAGUUACGGCAGUUCAAAUGCCGUGAGUUGUACGACGAAGUCGAGUAUCUGUGGAAGAAUUUUGAUGAAACGCUGCGUAGCAAGAACGCGAUUAUCAAUAGACUCUACGAAGAGUUAGAAAACGCUGAUGUUUAUCACCGCAGACUGCAAGAAGUACAUAUGCAAAUGAUUGAUAAAUUGAUUAAUAGUAAUAGGAAGAGACUCGAGGGCUUACAUGCAAAUUAUAUUAAAUCUGUAAUGCUGAUUAAGGUCGGGGAGCUUAACGAAAUGGCUGAUGCCAAAGGGGAGUUGAUUGAUAGCUGCAAACAUCUUGAGACUAUUAUUUACGCUGAAAAUUGUUUUAUCAACGAGAGAUUGAUGGAAACUAAAACCAGAAAUGCUGUCAAUACUUACAAUGUUGAAUUUACUAAAACUGAAGCUAUCGGAGAAAUAAAACGUACGACCGGCAGCAAAAUAAUCGAGCUCUGGUCAAAAUUCAAAAAAGUAAUUACCAGUUAUCAAAACGCGACUGAAGAUCGUAGGAAGCAGUACGAAAAUUUGAAAAAAUUUGAUGAAAAUCACAAGAAUAAAGCCGCCAGUUUUCCGCAGCUUCAAAAUUUUCUGACUUCGACAAUCGAUAAUUUAAAAUACCAAGAGAAUUCAUUGACCGAAACCAGGAACAAGAGUAUAAAAGAUCUGGAGGCUAAGAUGGAGACGCUGAAUGCUCGUGUCUGGAAGCUCAGAGAAAAGAUCGGAGUCCAUCAGACCGUGGACAAGAUCCAGUUGAAGCGACUGAGUCUCGUCAGUGGUAAAGUGAUCGAGGAAUUAAAGACCCUGGAGGAGAAAAGCAGCGCCGUGGCGACGCUGGUAAACAUGUGCUUCAGCUUGGAGCCUCUUGCCAGCAAGUACGGGCCGUUGAGUGACGAACCCGACGACGUCUCCGAAGACUCUGGCAUCAUUACCGAUUCGAUGAUCAGCCCCUACCAGCUUCUGGAAAACUUUUGGCGAGCUUUCAAUACCAUAAAAGCCGAAAACUUUAUUCGCAAGAAGCAGUACAGCCAAGCGGUAGCGGAAAACAAUAAACUGAAACGUUACUUACGGUCGUACUUUGGUGCUGUCACACGAGGAACUGCUAAAUUGCUUGAUUGA
Molecule: messenger RNA, 1338 nt
Organism: Microplitis demolitor
Lineage: Eukaryota; Metazoa; Arthropoda; Insecta; Hymenoptera; Braconidae
Product: dynein regulatory complex subunit 2
Exons: 2
Coding region: 1-1338 (445 amino acids)
Biological process (GO): regulation of cilium movement; axonemal dynein complex assembly; cilium-dependent cell motility
Cellular component (GO): axoneme; axonemal dynein complex
Source: RefSeq, a predicted model, not a curated record